This is a messenger RNA of Galleria mellonella (greater wax moth), 5279 nucleotides long. RefSeq lists its product as uncharacterized. The coding region runs from base 554 to 2191 and encodes 545 amino acids. The transcript is spliced from 4 exons. The record is from RefSeq and is a predicted model, not a curated record. Lineage: Eukaryota; Metazoa; Arthropoda; Insecta; Lepidoptera; Pyralidae.
AUUGCACAAAGCUAAAUUCAUUCAAAAAACAUCCUUAUACAAUGUACAUAAAACCCAUUUUACUGCCACACUUAUAUUCCUUUCCCACCUUUUUAUAUUACACCAAUAAAAAUAAAUAUUAAAACUUAACAGUUUUAAUACAAUUGAAUUUCAGUCUUAUGUCCAAAACAUUACAAUAUACAGUUGCAUAAAUCUAUUUGAACUUUGAUGUUGGAAUUCGAAUAGCUCGUGCCGUGCGCAGGGGUGCGCUCGCGCCGUUUCCGACCCUAAGUUUUUUAAAAAGGGAACAUGAUCGCAGUUUUCAAAUGGCCGUUACAGCGAAUGCACGUUAAUGUUAAUUUCUCAUAAAUUAAUUUUUUUUUUUUAAAUAAUAAUAGUGUUAACUUUAUGUAUUAUAGUGUAUAGUGAUUAGUGUUUAAAACACGAAGUGAUUAUAAAAUUAUUCAUAAAAAACCAUGACCUGAACGGUCACGGUGAAUGAACACUGCAAGAACAGGAAUUAUGGUUUGAAGCACACUGUCGAAGAAUACGGGGGAAAUCUUACGCUUAAACGAUGGAAUCGCCUAAAAUCGUCUACAAAUAUUACUCGAAUCCAGCAUUCUGUGCGCAAAGCGAAGUUUUGUUCGCACAGAAAUCAUGUGUGACGAAAAUCGUGUCACCAAACAGGCAAAGAAUGCCACCACUGGGUGCUAAUUCACCUAGAAAACCUUCUGAACCAAAUAACAGAAUAGUGAGAACGGAUAUUUCUGAUAAUCCCUUGAGAAUGUCACCGGCGGGACGGAACAGAGACGAGCCUCCCGAAUUACCACCAAAACCGUUAAAAUUCCAACCCAGAAACUUCUAUAGACAAUCUUCUCUUGUAUAUAAACCUACACGUGCCACAGUGAGAUGUAGAACAAGAAGUGAGGACUUAGAAAUGGCAGAAUUCAGACAAAAGAGAAUAACAAAAUACGAUAGGAACGCCGAAAGUGACGAUGGAUUAGAAGAUAGUAGAUACAAACACAGGUAUGAAGUUAUUCCUGAUGACAUUGAUGAUUUAGUUGACUAUUCACCAACGAAAAAGCGCAUAGUCGAAGCAGACGUAACAGAAAUAGAAGAGUAUAAUGUCGAUGCACCUGAUGAUAACGAAUUGAAGGAGAUACCAACUGAAAUAGUUAAAACUGUUAAUGGGAAGACCCAUAGAUAUGCAAUUGUCCCGUCCGACGACGAGGAACCAGUUAGAAAGAGUAACGUCACGUUUUCAUCACCAAUGAUGUCAAGAAAGGAUCUGAUAGCUACACAGAAGCUCCACGAGUUGCUUUCUACGCCGAGGAAAUUAAAAAGCUACGCCAGUCAACCGUCAGUUAGAGUGACGCCUAAUAAGUCUUCUGAAAGCUCAAACAGAUAUGCGGGCACUCCGAAAAAGAUUGUCUCGAGCACACCAACAAAAGGGGUGACUCCUUCUAAAUCGUGCGCUAAUUUGGCGUCAAGAAGUUUAGCAACGUCGCCAAUUUCACCUAAAGCUCAGCAGAAGUUAAAUUAUGGGUUGGCGGAUGAAUUUAAUAGGUCAGAUGUUUUCGUUACGAGUUUUAGGGAGAAAAGUCACGACAGAAGUUUGGAUUUGGAUAGAAGAAAUUCUAGCAGGGAGAGUAGAAGAAUGAGAGAGCCGAAAAAGGAUAGAACCACUGCUGUUAUAAUGCCCAGGAUAGCGCCGGCGGCGUCGUCAGUGUACUCUGAUGACACAUACAAAUCAUACAACAAUCUGAAGACGGUCAACGCGGCUACCGCCUCGCUGACGAUUGCAGCAAUGAUGCUGACUCUAUGUGGUGGACUGACGACCGGCUUGAGCUUUUAUAUGAUGUACACUAUGGGUCGGCGUUAUUACCUGGACUUCGCUGUGCUGGCAGGGUUCACCUGCUUCCUGCUCGGUCUACUCGGGUUCAGGUCGAGACGGCAGCAGCUUCUGCCAAACAGGAAUUAUGUUUCGGGAUACAUAGUUCUUUCUUCUUUUUCCCUGCUCAGCGCGUUCGGACUACUCAUUCUUCUGACUGUCCAGCCGCAGCCAGGGUCUCCAGUCAACGAUAUCACAUCUGGCGCCGUCUGUGGAGUUAGCAUACUAUCUUUAGGUCUAGCCUCUGUUGGGGUACUGGCAUCAUAUUGCUGUGCCAGAGACCCGCCAGACAACAGGGUGGGGACAGCCACUUGGUACUAGUAUCAAGUAUUUAAGGACUUGCUCAGGUGAAGAACAAUACUCGAGGGUACUUUUAGUAUCACAUCUUUUCUGUAGCAAAAUAAAAUCUACGCUAAAAGUACCCUAAAGACUGUCCCUCUUCUGAGGAGGUCCUAAUUCUGUUAAUGUUAUGUCUAUUAUCAAUUGUAAAUUUACAUGAAAUUUGUAACCUCUGGCCUAUAUUGUGGUCUUGGAAUUGUAUUGUUGUGACUAUAAACAACAGAAUAGGCAUAAUCCUUUAUAUCAGGCACUGUCUGUAUCUAUACUAUCUCUAUGUCUAAUGUUUAUUGGGGUACUAACAUCGUAUUGCUAAGCCAGUACCCUAACAAGGCUACAUAUAGAAACAAUAUGCUGAUGCCACUGGACAGGCCCUUAGUACUUAUUUCUUUCACGUAUUACAAAUUUAAGGAUUUACUCAGACGAUGGAUACGGGGGUAUUUUCCGUAUCACGUAUUCUCUGUAGUAAAGUUCACCCUAAAAAAUCCCUAAAAACUGCCCCUUGUCUGUGCAAGUCCUUAUUAAGACUAUUAAUGGUCAAUUUUGUACCUGUUGUUAAUUUAUGUAUAGUGUUAAGAGUUAUGUAACUUUUUAAAUUAAUAAAGCUUUGUACCUCUAGAAUAAUAUGUUGGGCUCAGUUGUAUACAAUAAAUUACCUGUAUGUGUAACUAAUGCGGGGAGUAAAAAUUCAUUUAAAAUAAAGACUGGCUUGCCGAGAGAAGUUUCUAUAAUGAUGAGGAAUAUACGUAAAAUAUAAAUAAUAUUUAAUCUAAUUCUCAAGUUCAUGUAGUUAUGAUUUAAAGUGACUUUAUUAUUAUUGUUAUAAAUUAAUAUUACUUUUAAACAUUUUUGUUUAUAUAGAAUACUUGCUAUUUUCUCAAAUUUAUAAUUAAAUAAAAUAUGAUAAAGUAAUGUAAAUGUUAUAAUAUAAUACUGAACUAGUGAUAAAUAUAUAGAUAAUAUUUAUUGUUUCCUCCAAAAGAUUACAAUAGUAAACUUAUUAUAAAUAUAAACAAUUACAAGAAAUAAUCAUAACGAGAAAACAAUUGGCGACUUUAUCGCUAAAAGCGAUCUCUUCCAGGCAACCUUUGGAUGGAGAGGAGUAAUUAUAAACAGUUUGAUCAGAGGCACGACAAAAAUUCUAUUAUUCCUAAAUUUGGAGAUGUAAUACAUAUAAUAAUGUAAUUUUGUAAUGUAUAAAUAAAUUAUUUGUACCUGUUUACCUUUCUGUCAAGCACCAUCUGUGGCAUCUGCGUAAUAUCUAGCCACUAAUGGGAUACUGGCCUUGUAUUACUUUAUAAAAAAUAAAGAUUUGCCAAGAAGGUCUCGCUUAGCGCUAGUAAUACAGUUUAUUAAUUAUAUAUAAGAAAGUUAAGUUAGUAUGUUAAUUUUAUUUAAAGCGCAAUCGAAAUUGUUGAAUACGUUUUAAAUAAAAAAAAAAUACCCUCGAGGCUUCUCUCUCGAUUCGAGGUACAAUCCUCGACGGUACUUUUGUAUAGUUUAGAAUAAGAAAAAAAAUAAUUUAAAUAGUAUCUCAAAUAUCUAAUGUCUUCAUCUCUUAAUACAAACUAAACUAUUUAUAUAGAAUAGUAGUAAUCAAACAGCAUUUUUUGUCCACGCUAAAAGUACCCCAAUAAAUUUAUACGCUCUGUACCUACAGGGGCCUUAGAUAUUGGAAUUGUAAAAAUAUUUGUUAAUAUGUUUCUUAUUAUUUUUAAUAUUUUCAACUGAAAGGUAAUGGGGUCAAUUCCGAAACAUCAUAUCUUUAUAGAUAGAGUAGGGCGGGGCUAGUUGAGCAAUUUUUUACUUGAUCGGAUAUAGCUCCUCAAUGAUAAGUCUCAAUGAGUUGUUAUGCGGCUUGAUGGAUUAGUAAUUUAUCCCUUAGCAAAAGUGCUAAAAGUAAUUUUUGUAUAACAAGUCGAAUUUAAGAGCUACAGCUGUUUAAAUGCAGAAAGUCAAGUACGCUCAAUGUACCCCAUAGGUGAGGUAAGUUGAGCAAGGAUAUGGGGCAAGUUGAGCAUUAAGAAUGUCUAACCAAACCAUGGGUUCAAUGUUAACUAGAGAUGAAGUAAAAUAUGUGUUUGACAAUUAGCUCUUUAUUUAUAGUCUUUAAGUGACAGAACAACAAAACUUAUAGUAAUUUAUUAAUUAUUUUUUUUAUUUCGAUUGCCCAACUUGCCCCUAUGCUCAACUAGCACCUAACUACCUAUUCUAAAACACAAUUUAAUAUCAUAGCAAAUUCUGUAUUCAAAAGACCAAUAUAAACUAUAUUUCUAAUAGAUUUAAGUCAAUUUUUUAUUUCUAACGGUCCAUUAAACAAUAUUUGAACGAAAUUUACAAAUUAAAAAAUAUUAAGUCGAGAGAAAGCUUUAGAGAAGUGUCAGAAUUGACCCCAUUGUCUUCAGUAAAAGUAAGGACUUUUGUUUUUUAUUUAUUUGGCUUUGGAAAGAAGCUAAAAUGUAAAGAUUAAAAUAAUUCUGUGUCAGAUUAAAAUAAUUGUUCUUAAUCUGUGUUCCGUGCCCAGCCCAGGAUAUGGAAGAAGCUUCAAAUUUAAUGAGUAAAGAGAUUUCUUCAGGAUCGGCAACGUUGAUCGUUGCCAUAAUUAUUAAUAUAUUUAAUAUUAUUUUCCAUUGGGGAAGGGAUUGUUAGUAACGCAGACUAUUAGUCCCAUUGCUAGCAAUAUACCCUGUCAGGUGGACCUCUUCUUAGUCCCACUUAGAAACCAUCGUGCAACCAUCAUCACGAUGGGCUAACUGACCUGCUUCAUCCUCACCUAUCAUCCUUCACUGGUGUCCCGCCGGUGUAUACCGACGCGGGUGGGGUUACCAUUCCAUUAUCACCCAUAAAAAAAAACCCCACCCCCCACUCCUUUAAAUACGUCUAUGACCAUGUUAACCAUACAUAAGUAUAGACACAUGCAAAUGUUUUGCAUAAUUUAUAACUAUUCAGACAUUUCUGUGUUUUUGUAUUAAAACAACAAUAUUUUGUAUUGCUUUGUAAAUAUUUACCUAUGUAAAUUGUUGGCCAAGAAUAAAGUUUAAUAAAUAAAUAAUAAUAAUAAAUAUGUGUUUAU